AACAGACAUCUGCACCACAUGUUGCCCAGGAAUUUGCGCCCAUUUACAAUACACCAUGCUCAAGCUUACGACUCGCCCAAAUCAGUUCGUAGCUAAUCGUCGUAAUGAGAGCAUCUGCUUUGCGACUGCGACCUCGAAUCCACAGUACAGUUAUCUUUCGCCCGCGAUCCGUUCUUCGAUAAUAGCAGACUCCUCCAAGUGUCAACCGAAUCGAAUUCCUUUGCGUGCGCAGACAAUCAAUGUGCUGCUGUUGUGUGACCGUUUCGCUAAACUUACUAUCCAAUCUGGUCCAACGCAUUGCCGAUGACAUAAUGGAUCUAGUCUACUGUCAGAGACGCCGCUGUCCAGCUUCUCCGACGGGUAGCCUGAAUUCAGUGGCGGUGGCAGUCGAAGAUCAAUACCAAUGCCACCGUCACCUCCAUCAACCGGCAUCCACCAAUGAUCGAGAGCAACGGAUCGUGCAGCAAGAAGACGCAGCGGAGACAAACACGACGACGACGGGCAGUGACCCUUUGGUGGAAGUGAUGCCGGCACCGCUACUGGUGGGGUCUAGUUUUUAUAACGUGAUCUACGAUACCGUGGAACUGGAACCAUACUUCUGGGCUAUGGAUCGGACUCAGAGCGAGGAAAUGCUUCGAGGAACUCCGGACGGAAGCUGCCUGGUGAGGCCGUUUAAGAUGAAGCACCCUCACAUCCGGUAUAUCCUUUCGGUGCACGCCGCGGGCACUUACUUUCACCUGUUCAUUCGCCUGACCACCCCGAAUGGAUUGUACGCGCUGGGACUCGCGAAGCAGAAGGAGCGCCACUUCAAAUUCCCCGCCGAUAUUGUACAGUACUAUCGAACCCAUCGUCUGGAAUGUAGCAGCAGUAGCAGCAGCAACAGUAACAGCGCCAGCGCCAAAAUUCGACUCAAUUUAUUGCCGAUAAUCGUAAACCAGCCGUGGUCAGCCCCAGGCGACGUCGAAGGAGUUGUGAUAACGCAGCAACGGAAAGAAAACGUAGUCAAGUAAUGGU
This is a messenger RNA of Aedes albopictus (Asian tiger mosquito), 1014 nucleotides long. RefSeq lists its product as uncharacterized. Gene Ontology annotation, biological process: intracellular signal transduction; cell surface receptor protein tyrosine kinase signaling pathway. The coding region runs from base 240 to 1010 and encodes 256 amino acids. The record is from RefSeq and is a predicted model, not a curated record. Lineage: Eukaryota; Metazoa; Arthropoda; Insecta; Diptera; Culicidae. The transcript has 3 exons.